GACGUGGGGCCGGGCCUUCCCUCUCCCGUCCGCCUCCUGAGGUGGCUCUGGCUCAUGGCCCGGGAAUGGGCCCUCUUCUCCGCCAUCUUCUGGGCCCUCACCCGAGGGGCAGCGGGUGGGGGGCUGCCGGCCCUGGUACCGCUGGAGCAGAACGACAUCCAUGGCAACCCCGAGCACGAAGUGAAAAUCUAUGUGAAAGUCCACCAGAGUAGCCCAUUUCUUUCCUGCAUGGAUCUGGAGCUUUCUCAAACAGAAAUUGUAGACCCAUCUUACUUAUGGAUUGGACCCGAUGGAAGGAAUAUAAAAGGUCAAAGUGAAAUGAAUAUUACUGAAACAGGAAAGCUAAUGGUGAAAAAUUUUCAGGAGUCUUUGUCUGGAUCUUACACAUGCACUCUGUCUUAUCAAAACAUCAAAACAGAAAUGCAGACAGAAGAGGAAAUUCUUAAAACAUACGAAUUUAUGUUAUUUGCCUACCGGGAACCUGAUUAUACAUAUCAGAUAUCUGUACGAUUUACCACGCAACACUGUAAAGUAGCAGUUAAUGGUCAGUUCUUCGAAAUGCUGAAGAAAAUAUUAAAUAACUUAAUUUCAGACUUAUCGUGCCAAAUCAUAGAUCCAUCCUAUAAAUGCCAUGUCAUAGAAGCUCCAUCACUUGGCCUUAAGAAUGAGCUAUUUGUAACUUUUGAAGUAAAUCCUUUUGCACCAGGGUGGGAAGUAGCUUGUGACCAAGUUUCUGUUGAUUGCGAAGAUGUCACAAAUGGGAAGAUUCAACAGGCAAAAGAUCAUCUAGAAGAAUUUUUUCGAAAGCAGUCAUACGUUUUGAAACACGAAUUUCAUCACAUUCCAGCCAUCCAUUAUGUCGACCACAGUUUUCAGGUUAUCAGAAUUGACAGCUGUCGACCAGGCUUUGGAAAAAAUGAAAUAACCCACAAUGAUUGUGCUAGCUGCUGUGUGGCUUGUGAUCCCGGAACAUAUAGCCCUAACACUGAUGUGACUUGUCGGACCUGUUCCAGUGCUCAGCUCUACGGAUCUAAAUCUUGCCAGUAAUCUAAAAAAAAUAAUAAUAAUAAUUCACAAAAUCAAAGACGAGAGGUGAAAGCAUCAUUACCUGCGGGGAGGGAAGGAGCCACAUCAACUAUUAAAUAACCCUGAAUCCUCGAGAGCACCCAAGAUGCUUCCAAGAAAUGGCUUCUGAGACGUUCUGGAGAAGCCUAUUUUUGGAAGAAUACAUCCAACUGCGGGAACAUCUUCAAUUUUGAAUGAGGACUCCAUAUCAAGGUAGUGACACUGACAAUUAUUUUUCUGAUAUACUGGCUGCCGUCUUUUCUAGCUGAAAACUUGGAAUAGGGUGAUGCCCCCACCGCUUCAUUUUGCUGGUUUUUCAAAGCAUAACUUGGAACUCAUUUUUGUUGCUUUGGCUUCUUGUCUUAAGAGAGUUUUCUAAGAUUGACCCAAUUGCAGCCUAUAUAUUGAAAUAGACUAGACAUAUUCGCUGCAGA
Tachyglossus aculeatus (Australian echidna) is the source of this 1499-nucleotide messenger RNA. It is a transcript of the gene ZPBP2, whose product is annotated as zona pellucida binding protein 2. Bases 55 to 1047 code for a protein of 330 amino acids. Gene Ontology annotation, biological process: binding of sperm to zona pellucida; acrosome assembly. The record is from RefSeq and is a predicted model, not a curated record. The transcript is spliced from 9 exons. Gene Ontology annotation, cellular component: extracellular region; zona pellucida receptor complex; acrosomal vesicle. NCBI's taxonomy places the organism in Eukaryota, Metazoa, Chordata, Mammalia, Monotremata, Tachyglossidae.